Molecule: messenger RNA, 819 nt
Organism: Lineus longissimus
Lineage: Eukaryota; Metazoa; Nemertea; Pilidiophora; Heteronemertea; Lineidae
Product: putative stereocilin-like protein
Exons: 5
Coding region: 61-819 (252 amino acids)
Biological process (GO): cell-matrix adhesion
Cellular component (GO): cell surface
Source: RefSeq, a predicted model, not a curated record
GAUCAGACUAUUUCCCAAGUCAAUGCGGAGAUCUGGAGCGGUCUUGCAUGCAUUGGUAGGAUGUUCGGAGCAACUACUGCAGACUUCGUUAAGGAAAGGAACCACGCCGUCUCCCUGGCCUUCCGGAAACCACAGGAGCUAAGAUUCAGGAGGUAUAACGAUCCCAAAUCCCGCCUGUGUAACAACGGCAUGGACACUGUACCUCAUCUUGAGAAGGUCAGCCACGACAUCACUCCUAACGAACUCAACGGUAUACCAAAAGAGAACUUCGCCAGUUGCUUGAGUACCCUUGGCGCUCACCGCGGGUGGUCGGAGGCACAGAAGAACACCUUGCUCAUCCGAGUCAAUGCCGACAUCAACGAAAUCUGUAAGCUUUCGCCGCAAGAGGUCAUGUCAUCCCAACAUAUCUUGACGGCGGUCACCAAGUCACAUCUUCGCUGCAUUGACCUCAAUGAUCUCGAUAUCCUCACAACCCUUGGCAAUCCCUCUAUGAACUGGACAAGUGAAAAGCUGGUACACUUAGCAGACAGAUACAAAGUUUUAAAUCCAUACUUCAAGUUAUCAAACUCAUCCACUGAGGCCAUAGUUAGCCUGGGAUUAGUUCUGUGUGGCUUUAUGGAGUACGAAAUCGAAUCGAUAGAUCCAGCAGUUUACAGAAAAGUUUCAGUGAUAGUGGGCACCUACACUGCGUGUCCGGUCCAAAAGGUCAAGGCUUUACUGGAUUUGGCAACAAGGACAGCCGCUUAUGGACCUGUCGCCAAAUGGACAUGUUCUACCAUAUCUGAUGUGGGUAUUUUAAUGGCCAUGGUGAUUGAUUGA